AGGCAGGUUCCUGUAGGACUCAGCCCCAGCCCCUCAGCCCAGUGACCGUGGGGGUGACGAGAACGCGCUGUGCUGAACGAGGGGAGCGGCACUGCCGGCGUUUUGGGGCGAUUCCCUUGCUUUUUGGUAACCCUGGGCACCCCCGCGAAGCGCCUCCCGCUGCGGCUUUUUGUCCCCCGCGCCGCUCCGUCCGUCUCCAUGGCAACGGCCGGGGCGCGGGGCCUAGCGGCGAGGCGGGCGCCAUGACGGCCGGUGGCGGCGCCCCCAGCGUCUUCUUGGUGGCCGUUAACGGCCAGAUCGAGAGCGGGGAGUUCCCCGGGUUUGAUGAUCUCUACUGCAAGUACUGCUUCGUCUACGGCCAGGACUGGGUUCCCACCGCUGGCCUGGAGGAGGGCAUCUCGCAGAUCACCUCCAAGAGCCACGUCUCACCCACCACGCUCGUCUGGAACUUCCCCAUCGAAAUUACCUUCAAGAGCACCAACCCGUCCGGCUGGCCGCAGAUUGUCAUGAGUGUCUACGGACCUGAUUUUUUUGGAAACGACGUGGUGAGAGGUUACGGAGCUGUUCACGUGCCCUUCACACCUGGAAGGCAUAAGAGAACCGUUGCUAUGUUUGUUCCAGAGUCCACAUCUAGGCUGCAAAAGUUUACAAGUUGGUUCACAGGGAGACGUCCAGAAUUUACUGACCCCAAAGUGGUAGCACAGGGAGAAGGAAGAGAAGUAACGAGGGUGCGAUCUCAAGGCUUCGUGACCAUUUCCUUCAACGUAGUGACCAAAGAUAUAAAGAAGCUGGGCUAUGAUGUGAGCCCAACUGACAUGCAGACCCCCUGCGUGCCUAUUACAGAGGGGAUUCAUAAGUAUUGAACUCAGAAGUGAGACUUGCAAAGGCUCACAUAGAAGUUAAAUGUUUUACGGGCUUUUACUGUUUGUUUCUUCAAACGGAGAACGAGCAUCUGACUGAACUAAGAAAAUUUCAUGUGAAACCUUUAUUGAAAAAGAAACUCAAGCCCCUGGGGCUUUGGAGUAAUUUUCUAGAGUAUAAUUAUUUCAGUAAGUACACAGCUUAAAAAUUGUAAAUUUAUAUCAUCAGUUCUAUUUUGCAUUUUUAUGUCUAAUAUUGGACUUCUCAAGAGAAGACCUACAAAAAGUUUUUAUAACAGCUUCUUUUUUUAUAUGUUAUAUACUUCAACUUAUAGUUGUAAUAGUUCUCCUUUGUUUAAAACAUUAGUAAAAAAAAAAAAAAAGAACUGGAUUUGUACUGAUGUUUUUGUGAUAGAAAUGGGAAAUUGAAAUUAUUGCACCUUCCGAAAAGGAGAGAUUAGAAACACACACACCCUUCUCUGUGCUACCAGCUUCACUCUGCAAAAUCACAGCAGGUAUCUGUUACUGUCCCCCAUGGUCCUCUAGAGUUUGUGCAACUAAAUAAAAUAGUUCAUGCACUGUAGAAACAAACCCUUCCCCAUUUUUAAGUGAAGCAACCGAGGCUUUUGCAUUUAAGAACAAGAUGGUGACUCUGUGUAGAUUUUCUUUCUGCAUCCAGCUUGAGGAGAAAGAAAAAGGACAGCAGUUUAUUUUACAGGAGUUCAAGAGACCAUAGUGUUAGGUAUAUGCGUGCUGUGUGCUUUUAACUUCUGAUAGAACAACUUGACUUUUAAAUGCAGCUGUUGACUAAAAAAAAAAAAGCCUUAGAGAAGGAGCUGAAAUGAAAGUACACAGAGUCUCGGUAAACCAACUGUGUAUACUGUAGUUAGCUUCAAGUCAUAUUAGUUAUCAGAGCUGUACACAAGUCAGGAGCAGCAGUAACGACCUCAUCUCUUCCCUUAAGUAGGUCACUCCAGCCCAGCAGAGCCUGAUGGUUGAUGCUUUGGGUAGCCAAGGUUUUAACCUGCAACAAUUUUAGCAGGCUUCUGCCAAUAUAAUCAGAUCAUGUGUGGUAGUACGGGUUCAAAGAAGAGAGAGUAUCGUGCAAGGAAAAUGGUUGUUUACGGAGAUAAUGUACCGUGGCUUUCCUUAGCUGGUUUUCUUAUCAGAAGAAAGGCAUUAAAAAAGCAACAUAUUGAUGUUCAUGUCAGCUAUAAUUAGGUUUUCCCAUUGCAUAACCUCAGAGAAUGACCGAAACAAUGUUGUUUGUUAUUAGUGUGACACAAGCUCUGAAGCUAAUUUGCUAUUCUCAGAUGUCUUCAGCAUGAUGACCCAAAGCUGGCCCCCAGUCUAAACAUCUUUUCUGCUGUCUUAUCAUGGCCUUUCACUAAAUACCCCCCUAAGUUAACAUUAGUGCUCUUCUUUUAGGAUGAAUAAACCCAAUUGUCUAAAUAUUUUUGUUUUUGUCUUUCUGCUGCCCAGGGUUUUUAUUUGUUUGUGCCAGCAUGGUUGUUUC
This is a messenger RNA of Anas platyrhynchos (mallard), 2376 nucleotides long. RefSeq names its product B9 domain containing 1 (gene B9D1). Gene Ontology annotation, biological process: cilium assembly. Lineage: Eukaryota; Metazoa; Chordata; Aves; Anseriformes; Anatidae. The record is from RefSeq and is a predicted model, not a curated record. Gene Ontology annotation, cellular component: MKS complex.